Pseudo-nitzschia multistriata is the source of this 2596-nucleotide messenger RNA. NCBI's taxonomy places the organism in Eukaryota, Bacillariophyta, Bacillariophyceae, Bacillariales, Bacillariaceae. The record is from the annotation of a GenBank genome assembly.
CCGUUGGCUCGUAGAUCCGGGUUCCAACAGUUUUUACUAAAGAAAAACAUUUCAAAUCUAUCAUUAUUGUGUUCCUCGACCAYAGCUCCAGAUUCGACUUCGGAACCUACAUUGCUGGAACACGAAUAUUCUGACAACUGAAAACACGAAUACGAACAAGGAGACGAACGUGAACAAUGAGAUGAACAUAAACAAGGAGAUGAACAUGAAGAUGAUGAACAUGAACGGGGAUGGAAUUACAGAUGUGAAUUUGAACAUGAACAGGAACACAAAUAAGAACACGAACAGGAACAUGAACACGGAUGCGAAUAUGGAUAUCAACACGAAUGCGAACGCGAACGCGAACGCGAACACGAACACGAACACGAACACGAACACGAACACGAACACGAACACGAACACGAACACACAAUUGCAAACGAACCCAAAUACCAACAAGAAGGCAAAAAAUACAGAUACUGGUGGAAACAAAAAGAGAAUGAACAAUUCUUGUAGUCAUUCUAAUGUGAUCAACGAUAACUGCAUCGAUCCGUUUUCCGAUAUCAUGUCAACACACGACGUUACCAACCCAAACACGUGGACAAAUUUUAUCGACGAAGAUGCGGAAAACGACCUUAAURUUCCCGAUAUUCCCUCUUCCAAGUCCGGCAACGGUGUGACCCAGAACCAAACCCAGCAACAAACACAGGCGAACGAAAACUUUAUCGACACUGAGAUCGUUGAGCGGGCAUGGGCCCGCGAAUUGUAUGAGAUGAACUCGGACAUUCGGGAGGCUGUCAACUACGAACUGCACGGUGUCAAAUCCCGUGCGGCACCGGAGGGCCCAGCGGCGCUCUCCGAAGCCCUCGUACUCCUGCAGCACGAGAUCGACACCGCCAUCCCUCCGCUCCACAAGCAGGCGCACUUGCAUGCCGUCCUGCGGCUCAAAUCAAACUACAUCCAGACACCGGAAUUCCGGUUGCGUUUUUUGCGGGCCGAGCGUUUUGAUAUCCGGAAGGCCGCUCUGCGAUAUUGCAGGGGGCUUGACUACCUAUACGAGUGUUUCGGGGAACAAGCCCUUCUUCGGCAGCUGUACMUUUCGGACUUGUCAAAGGACGAGGAACGCUUUCUGAAAAAGGGGCUCAAACAGGUCCUUCCGACCCGCGAUCGAUUCGGCCGCCGGAUAAUGGCCCAUUUCGGGUCGUACAGCACCGAAUACACCUUUGAAACCCGCGCCAAGGUCGUGRYCUACCUCUGCUUUGGGGUCCUGGCAGAAGAUGUCACCACGCAACGGAACGGGGUCGUCAGCCUGGGAUUUUUCUCGUACGACAACAACGAUCUGCUCUUCGUCGAGCGGGAGAGCUUUCUGAGGUUUUUCGAUGCGGUUCCCCUUCGGUGGUCAGGUUUUCACUUGUGCAUUCCCAACAAUCCCGCGUACAGCAUUAUGAAGGCCUUGCUCUUAACGGUGAUUCCAAAAGAAAUGAGGCGGAUCACGAGGAUUCACAGCGGUACGUAGUCUUACAUAUCAUAGGAAUUUCAGUACGAUAGCGAGGCAUGAAUCAAAUAUGUCUUUCUACCAAAAUACCGGAAAUCGAACCCAGCAUAUCGAAAUGGAACAGGACAGAGACCGAUUCAUUCGGUCCAGUUUGCCCACUUUCUUCUCGGACCAUGCCAAUCACUGUUUCGGUUUGUGUUCACCAAACAACAGCGGCGCAAAGCAAUACGCGAAUGCAGCUAACUUCUUCCAUUCUUUCCUUUUGUAAAUGUUUUGUCUUUCUCGUUUCCAUUUCCGUACAUGUUUAACGGGCAUUUCGUCUGAAAUACCUUCGUCAAUCUUGUCUUUGGUUAAAAAUAGGCACGAAUCUCGAAUGCGACUACAGCCUGCGGUGCUUUGGUGUGCCCACGGAAGACAUUCCGAGAACCUGCACCGGUAAAGUCAAAACAAAGCACCUCGCGAAAUGGAUCAAGGUCCAAACAUCGAUAGACGACCACCGGAGGAUGAUGGCGCGGAACAAUUACAAUAUGUAUUACCUUACGCCGGCGACGGAACGAAUUUUUCCGGGGAUUGAAUGCCCCGAGGUCAACUGCGUUUUGUUUCGAUCGGGACGUCUGGCGUCGAGGCAUCCCGGGAAUGUUGAAUUCAGCAUAUUUUUGCAGGAAAAGGAAGCCGAACGAGAACACAUGAAGACAUUGCAACAAACGGACGACUAUUUGUACCGAAUCAUCCAACAGACGGUCAAUCGAGGAUUUCGUUUCCUGGCUUUUGACGAAACAAAAUUUUGGUACAGGGAAAUCAACAACUAUGAGGUCCUGCGGAAGCACAUAUUUCAGGCGCAGCGCGAUGUUCUCAAACGAACCAAAGCCCGUGAGGCUCUGCAGCUGAAUAAAAGCAACACGACCGUCUUCGCCGGUCUCGAUGGCCAAAAUACUGCAAACAGAUCGACGAAGAGAAUAAAAGAUAGGAUURUUGAGAACAAAGGAAGAGAGUGUUCUUUGUUCUGACCAGCCUUMAAUAGCCAAAUGUGGAUAUAGGCGCAGGGUUACUUGAAACAAAACUAUGAUUGAUGAAGGAAAGAUGUGAUUUGUUCGACGUAAUGAAUUAAUCUUCUACGAUAUA